AUGAUCACAAACGUUUACAUACAGGCAAUUGCUUUUUUAGCCAUAAGCGUGUCAUUUUUUUCUUUUCCACACUUUUUUUUUCAAAUUUUCAUUAACGCAUUCAUUGUUUUUCUUGCCCCCUCUCUUCUUCCGACUUCCACUCUUUCUUCUCAAUAUUCCCUUUUUCCCCAUUCUUUCUACUCCCACUCUCUUUCUUCCACCUUGUCUUCUUUUUACUUCAGCUCACCUUUUUACUUGUUUCCACUCUCUCCAUUCUUCAUAUUCUUGCUCUUUCUUCUUCCCACUCUACAAGCGUAUCAUUUUUUUCUUUUCUACCUACUUUUUCUUCCUUUUCUACACUUUUCCACUUUUCAACCUCUGUCCUUCUUACACAUUCCUCUUCGAUCUUCUUCCUACCUUCAAUCUCCCUUCCUGUAUUUUCUCCCUCUCUAUUCUUCUAAUGACUACACUCCAUUCUCUCUACUCCACUUCCUUCUCCUACUUCCAGUUUCCCUGCCAUCUAUUUCCACUCUCUCCAUUGUUUUUACUCUCAUUCUCUCGUAUUCCCUCUUCCGCUUAUUUUUAUUCCCACUUUCGUUCCUUACUUUACUUUUCCACUCUUUACUUACAUUCUCUGUUCUCCCUACUCCAAUUCUCCAUUCUCCCACUCUCUCUUCUUCCACUCUCUAUAUACCCUACUCCCACUCUCCAUUCUUUCUAAUUACACUUUCUCUUCUUCCCAUUUCCGCUCACACUUCUUCCCACUUCUGA
This is a messenger RNA of Acanthosepion pharaonis, 750 nucleotides long. NCBI's taxonomy places the organism in Eukaryota, Metazoa, Mollusca, Cephalopoda, Sepiida, Sepiidae. The record is from the annotation of a GenBank genome assembly.